CAGAAGAGACUGUCGUGGUUUUUGUGGAAAUGAUGUAACUUCCUAUGUGAAACGUUCGUAUUUUAGCACUGAGUGUCCUUGUAGCGGGUGCAAAUGCACGCACAUUUCGUUAAGUGUUCUCGUCGGAUGUUGUAGACACAACUAUCGUGUUUUGCCGUUUGUAAUCGUUUCUUGGAGGAGUACAAGAAAAAAAUCUUAUGGCGCUCGCAUCAAUGCACUGCCGUGGAGUAACGGUCGUUUUCUGUUUUUGCUUAUUGGUAUCUGGGAGUGUAGCAGAAAUAUUGCCUUCGAUAUUAUGGCAUCCAGAAAAUCAACUGUUUAAAAACCUUGGUGACACAACAAGAAAGGUCAUGGCAUUUGACAAACUGUCGAUCAUCUGUCCAAACUUGGUGCAAUAUCCCAUCAUAAGAGACACUUCUUUUUCUAAAGACCUUCUCUAUCAAAAUGUAUAUAUGGUGGAUGAAAAUGGCUACAACAACUGCAAUGCAACUGGGGGACUUAGUAUUUUGAGUUGUGAUGAUCCAUCAAAGUAUAGCCAUGCCACAAUUGUGUUUCAACCAUCAACUGCAGACAUCAAUGAUCCUAAAUUUAAGCAAGGGAAAGCAUAUUACUUUAUAAAUACAGCAUCUGGAUUGCUUAGCUCACUGACAAAUACACAAGGCGGGUAUUGCAAUCAAGGGAUGAAGUUGAAGAUGUAUGUUUGUAAUGGCAGCUCUGAUCCUAACUGUCCUGAAGGAAACAAAGUCUUUCAUGGUGGUUGGUGUGAUUGGAGUGAAUGCCUUGAUGGCCAUCAAACUCGGCACUGUAACAGUCCCACUCCAGCAAAUGGAGGAUUACCCUGCAUUGGUCCAGACAGAAGAUUGUGUACAGUAAAAUCUUCUCAAACUUUACCAUGUUCCACUACUAACAGUGAAACAGCAACAGAACCAGGAUUACCUUCAAAAGAUGGCAGAACUGGAGGUACCGAUAAGUUAUCAGACAAUGAACUUCGCAUAAACAAAGGAGUGUUUGUGGCGAUAUGUCUCAUAAUAUUACUGGUUGGGAUUGCUGUUGGUGGGGUGUUGUGCCUGCUGGUGUAUCGCAAGCAGAGACGAAACCAUAAAAGAAAAGUGAAGAUCACAAGAGUUCCCAGUGCUUUAUCCUCGACUAACUCUCGUCCCAAUUCAACAGUUUCAACGCUUUCCACAGUCAGUGAGAAUGCACCAAUUGUACCACCACAUAGCUAGUAAAGUAUUUCCACCUUACAUAGCAUUAGAUAGGACAUUUUUAACAAUUUUAUCCAUUUUAUAGAGCAUUAUAUGUAGACUUAUUGUGUGGACAACAAAAUACUCAAGAGCUAUUCAUGUAAAUAAUUAUGCAUCAUUUGCAAAUAACCAAGUACUGAAGAGCAAGUUAAAUAUUACAUUAUAUAACACCAUACAGUUUUAAACUGUGGGAUGAAAGCUCUAGCAGUUCAAAGAAUUUUUAUGACAUUGUGUAAAAAAGUACUGGACCGUAUUAUCAUUUUUAUCAACUUUACCACCUUUGUUUAUAGGUGUGUUGGUUGACUUCAAAGUGAUACUUCAUGUUUUACCAUAAUAGAAUUCAACUGGCUGUGAGUUUAUAGAUUUUGUAAAUAAACUUAGCAAUUUAUCAGGGCAGUUGAAAACAUUUUUGCUUAAAACAGAAUAUAAUUUAUUUAUCAUAGGAUGUAUCUCUUCCUAUUGUACACAAAGUCACAGUGGAAGAAUCUGUCGAGAAUGCACUUGCAAUGUAUUUGAGUGCCUGUGUGCCUCCUGCUUCUUCCAGUCUCUUGAAUUUUGUAAGGUGAUAUUGGUGAAAUAGAUCCAUUCAUCAAUAAUACAUGAAGAAACAUUUAUGAUCACAUAUACUGGAAUAUUUAUUAACUUUUCUAAGUAACCACAUUUUUAAAAUAAUGAUUUCAGACUGAAGUGUUUGACUAAUACAAGUAUGGGAGCUAAUGCAGUUCCAUGUCGUUUUUUGUUUUCUGUUUUUUUGCAAAAUCCAGCAAGCUUUCUUUAAUGGGUGUACAUGGUCUUUUCUCAAUAAUGUACAAUAUUAAGCACCUUUUGUUAUUUAAGCCUUAUGAUGUUAUUGUACAAUUUGAUAUUGUUGACCUUUGCCAAUUUUUUAAUUUAUCACAACUAUGUUGAAAGUCCUGUAUAUAUAUUUUUUAAUUUCUUAGAUAAAACCUAGAGCAGUGUACUCUGAACUUGCAGACGAAUAAAAAUAUACAAAGCAA
Orbicella faveolata is the source of this 2242-nucleotide messenger RNA. RefSeq lists its product as uncharacterized. Gene Ontology annotation, cellular component: plasma membrane. Gene Ontology annotation, molecular function: ephrin receptor binding. Gene Ontology annotation, biological process: axon guidance; ephrin receptor signaling pathway. Lineage: Eukaryota; Metazoa; Cnidaria; Anthozoa; Scleractinia; Merulinidae. The record is from RefSeq and is a predicted model, not a curated record.